AUGGAAGCUAUCGUGCACAAGCCGGCGGCGAGGCAGCAGACGAUCAAGAAGGAGCCCGAGCCGGGCACGGUUAUCGUGCACAAGCCGGCGGCGAGGCAGCAGAGGAUCAAGAAGGAGCCCGAGGCUGGCACGGUGCGCAGGCUUGUUCGUGUCUUUUGCGACGACUGUGACGCCACGGACUCUUCCGGCGACGAGGCCAUCGGCGACCACGCGCCACGGGGAGUCCGCCUGUUUGUCAGGGAAAUACGCCUCGAUCAGCCUGCCUGUUGCAAAGGCUUGUCGUCGUCCGCAGCUCCGGCUCCGGCUCCCGCCGGGAAAGCUGGCGGUGUCAAAAGGAAAGCGAUGGGAGCAGCGUCGGUAAUGGCGGCUGGCGCGACGGGCACGGCGGAGCGGAGGUUCCGCGGCGUGCGGAGGCGGCCGUGGGGGAAGUACGCGGCGGAGAUCCGCGACCCGCAGAAGGGCCAGCGGUUGUGGCUGGGCACCUUCGACACCGCCGAGGAGGCCGCCAGGGAAUACGACAGCUUCGCUCGCCGCCUCCGCGGGCCCUCGGCGACGACCAACUUCCCCGCGCCACCGUCGACACCUCCCGCCGUUCCUGCCGUGCCCAACUGCGUGACCGACCUCUCUUCCGCUGAAGAAUCCAGCGACGAGUCCCAGCACUUGGGCUCGCCGCUCUCCGUACUCCGCACAAUGCCGGGCGAGACGGCAGCCGACCCUGUGCCGCUCAUACCCACGGACGCCGCUGAUGCUACAAGACAGAAGCCCUCCUCCGGUACGUCAUGCGGCAGCGGCCUCUGCCCGUUCUUUGCCGACGUGCUCCUCCCGCACGACGAGGACGUGUUCUUCCCCGUGGUCUCCUUCGCCGAGCCUGCGCCCGGCGCACUGUUCGACGACCUCACCAUGCCGCAGCUCGACUACGUCGCCAGCUCGUCCACGCUCGACCUCGGCGACCUCCCGAUGUGGCCGGGCGUGGACGGCUGCUGCUUCAGCGACAUCGGCGACGACCUCUUCGCCGCCGAUCCUGUUCCGGCACUGUGA
Phragmites australis (common reed) is the source of this 1038-nucleotide messenger RNA. RefSeq names its product ethylene-responsive transcription factor CRF1-like. The record is from RefSeq and is a predicted model, not a curated record. Gene Ontology annotation, biological process: regulation of DNA-templated transcription. The coding region runs from base 1 to 1038 and encodes 345 amino acids. The transcript has a single exon. Gene Ontology annotation, molecular function: DNA-binding transcription factor activity; DNA binding. NCBI's taxonomy places the organism in Eukaryota, Viridiplantae, Streptophyta, Magnoliopsida, Poales, Poaceae.